CGACGAGAGACUACGACGAGCUCAAGAGACGCUACACAGACACCACACAGACGGCGGAGGCCCUGCAGCGCCGCCUGGAGGAGAGAGAACACGAACUCAACACACUCAGGAGCGACUCUGAAGCCAAAGUCGUGUCCACAGUUUCGGAGGCAGUGUAUCACGAGUACGACGCUCUCCGGCAGAGAUAUGAGGUCGAGGCCGAGAGCAUGGCGCAGGCCUUCGACAGAGCGACCGAGUGGUACCGCGAGAACAAGAGCCUCCGGCGGGAAACGGCUAACCUGAAGCGGCAGAGCGCGGUCCUCCUGCAGCGCGUGGCCGCCUGCGACUCGGGGGAGCUCGACCUCGCGGCCCUGGCCAGCCUCGCCGACGCCGCUUCCUCCUCCUCCUCCUCAGGGAUGCAGCAGGAGAUGCAACAGCAGCACGAGCAGGAGGUGGCGGCGCUCAUGGCGAAGAUUAAGU
This is a messenger RNA of Penaeus vannamei (Pacific white shrimp), 459 nucleotides long. The record is from RefSeq and is a predicted model, not a curated record. NCBI's taxonomy places the organism in Eukaryota, Metazoa, Arthropoda, Malacostraca, Decapoda, Penaeidae.